Messenger RNA from Octopus bimaculoides (California two-spot octopus), 4225 nucleotides. RefSeq lists its product as uncharacterized. Lineage: Eukaryota; Metazoa; Mollusca; Cephalopoda; Octopoda; Octopodidae. The record is from RefSeq and is a predicted model, not a curated record. Gene Ontology annotation, molecular function: protein binding.
CGGAGACAGCAGAGGGCUACUACUACCAUUGCAGUGAGAGCAGCUGUGAUCUCACUUCUUGUUCUAAACAAUACGGCUACAACACGAAACUAACGCUUAUUAUUAAAACAAUAACUGCUACACAGAGCAGCUUACCACUACCACUACCACCACCACCACCACAUCAAGCACUACCACCACUACAAGCACUACCACCACUACAAGCUACACCACUACCACCACCACCACCACCACACCAACAAAACACAUCACACCACCAUAUAUAUACUUAUAUACAUAUUUGUACAUACAUGUACACAUUCAUUACACGCAUUUCCACUCACGUAUACGCACACACCAUCACACUAUACGCAAUUAAUUGUAUUAUUUAAUAACACAUAAUUAUACAUCAAUAUAUAUAUAAAUAUACACACAUACACACGUAGAAUUAAAUAUAAAUACACGCACACACGUACACACACAUAUAUAUAUGUACAUGCAAACAUACAUAUACAUUUCUAUGUAGUUCUAUCUAUCUAUCUGUGUGUAUAUAUAUACAUAUAUACAUAUAUAUAUAUAUAUAUAUGUAUACAUAUAUAUAUACCUAUAUACCAAUACAUAUAUUUCCACUGUGAGAAACAUCGAGUGUGUUGUGUGAACAGACAGCAUUCGAGCUUAAAGGAUGGCUGAAAGAAAGUUGAUUUUACCCUGCUGGGGACUGUUUUUAGCUUGUUUCUUCCUUGGUUAUGUUCGAACGGCAGUUUUGGUGGAUAAAUCUAGUUCCAUUUCAUCAGCAUUAGCCGACGAUUUGCGCUUGUUGAAAAACGACUCCGAACAGUUCAGCUUUACGAAAUUUCAACCACCUGAAAUGACAUCGGGCAGAGACCGGUCCAAAAAAAUAGCUGACGAUUUCCCCUUCUUGAAAAACGACACCGAAGUGGUAAACUUCCCGACUACCCAACCGCCUGUACAGACAACGGCCAGAGUCCAUUCCAACACUAAAGCUGACGAUUUACCCUUCUUGAAAAAUGAUACCGAACUGGUCAACUUCACGAUUCCUCAACCGCCUGAACAGACAACGGUCAGAGUCCAUUCCAGUACUUCAGCCAACGGUAUACCGGUCUUGAAGAAUGACACCAUAAUCUUCAAUUUCACGAUUCCUCAACCGCCUGAACAGACAACGGUCAGAGUCCAUUCCAGCACUACAGAUGACAAAGGAAGUUCAAGUGCAAGCGAAGACUUCAUAGACCUUGAUGCCCCGCCCAGUCAUGUACUACACGAAGUUGGUGAAGGGACGAAAGAGUCAGAAAUUGGUGACUCUCAUGACUCCGUACCGAUCUCUCGACCCAAAACAAAUGUCGAACUUGAUUCCGACGAAGCUGAAGACGUCAUCCAUUCAGGCUCCGGCGACGAUUUGGAACCAGGACUCAACAAUGAAAACAAAAAUGAUAAACAUAACAUCAGUGGGGAUUCGAUGAAAAAUAACGAAACUAGUACUACAAGCACAGUUGCCUAUCCGAGCAGUACUCAAGCUAAUUACAACCCAUCGACGAGUACCACAUCUACCCAAAUAACCUACACAAGUACUCCACCAGUCACCCUCAGGCCUAUUUCUCGUGCACCACCAGUUUUGAGAGCCGUGAAUGACACAACCAAGCCAGCCACGCACACCCCGACUAUGAAGACUUUGGAAUCUUCUGUCGAUGAUAACGAUGAAGAAUUAUCAGGAUCUGGUUCGGGUUCUGGAGAGAACCAGUGCAAUGCAUAUAACUGCAAGUAUGGUGGAGUUUGUGAUCAUGACUCAGAAGACUUCCAAUGCAACUGUGAUUUCGACUGCAAGAAAGAAAAUGAGGAUCCGAAGGAACAAAAAAGCCACGAUUCAACCGUAUGCGGAUCCGAUGGAAUCCUUUACACAAACCCUUGUGUGAUGAAACGAACUUCUUGCCUUCAGCAGAAACUCAUUGAAUUAAAACCAAAGCAUUUCUGUGUAAAAGCGAAACAAGAAUUACCCAAGAAGAACUGCAAUGUACACGAAUCUUCAGCUAAGUGGGGUCCCUGGUCACCCUGGAUUCAAUCUGGCGAUAAAGACUUCCGUUUCCGGUCUUGCAACGUUACUAUCGCUACAGGAAAGAAUGCCACGAAUAUCACCUGUGUCGGAGAACGCAUCCAGUUUAACAGUUGUCCAGUCACAGAAAAGAAGAUCUGUCAUUCGACUAAUGGUGAAGAAAAGACUUCCUUCGUUUAUGAAUGUAAUGGACACGAUCCGAUGGACAUCGAUAUUAAAUAUCCUCAAAUGUUUGCCAAAAUUGGUGACGAUGAAUGUUUAUAUUCACUUUACCAAAUGGAUAGCGGAGAAUAUAAAUUUGUUGACUGGUCUUAUGAAAGACUUCAACACGAAGGCAAGUUACAUCAAUGGUGUACCGGUCCUCUGAAAACUGGUGACGACUAUCGAUUGAAGCAAUACAAACGACGAGACAACAAUAUGGUGGCCGUCUUCACGCCAUUGCAUAGCUGCAAGCAGAAACUGGAGAAAUUUUGCCGAGAUUCGAUGCCACCUUGUAAAUACGUGGCCAGAGACGCAAAAGGAAUCACUAACGAUAAACUCCACGUUGAAUGUUUGAAAGAGUUUACUCUUGGCGGCAGCAUUCCAUCAGGAAUAAGAAACCAAAAUGGUGGCCUUACUUUCUUGUGUCAGAAAUUCUCGUCUAAUACUUUGUUUGGAGAUCUUUUCAAGAGAAAAACUGCCCAUUUUGCCUCACUAUAUGACAGUUUCAGACGUGUUCCAACAUUCUCUAUGAGCAAACUUACAGCUAUUGAUAAUAAGGGAUGGCCACGAACUCCGUAUCUAAUUGAAAGAGCUUUGAUCGAUAAACAAGCACGUGCAUCCUGGUUUUACAUUGUUCAAUAUCGUAAGAAAGGUCUGGCAGCUCUGAGUGAACUCGAAGAUGAAAUUCAGAACGAUCAAUGCGCCGUUGGCAAGUACCAGCCCCAACCGAGUGACUAUGAUUUCACCACCACCUAUCGUAUUGGUCAUCUUCUACCUCCACAGUUGGCCGGUCACCAAAUAGAUACGAAGAUUGCAGCAUUCGCUUUAACGAACACAGUCCCAAUGCAUAUGGACUUCUAUAAAGAAUGGAAAAAAGCAGCAAAAAUGAUAAUUAAAUAUGCCGUGGAUGUAUGUGGUGUUCCUCAAAUAGAUGCAGAAAAAACAGUGACUGAGAGUACAGAACCAACGCAGUCAUCAACAACUCCAUUUACCACUAUUGCUACACCUAUGGCCACCAAAUCAACCAACUCGGCCAACACCAGGAAUAUUGGCACUUCCGGUUCGCUACCCUCAAUGAUGGCAGAUUCAUCAGCGACUGAAGAGAAAGCUCAGAAGCCUCAACUAUAUCUUGUUGCUGGUGCCGUUCCUUCGGUGGAUCCAGAAGUAACCAUUGGCAAUGGAGUUAACGUGCCAGACCUGAUUUGGCUUGGAGGCUGUUGCGUCCGGGGUAACGAGACCAAAGGCUUUGCUGUCUACGGACAAAAUGCUGCCGGAAGAUUGGUCGGAGCGACAUCCCUUCCUCAGCUUGAAAUACUCUUGUCACAAGAGUAUACGAAACACACUUCGAGAGCACAUGCAUUCAAAAUAAAAAUCUUUCCUGCAUACCAAGGCCAGUGUAGUAAGGCACCAAAUGAUGACUCACUUAAAAUAGCACUUUGAUUUUCUACAUCUUAACACCCCUAGAAGUGCAAAAUAUUCAAAUAUUUUAUUGCAAAUUUUUUAAAGCUUAUUCUUUACUGUUUUUCUUUUAUUUUUGCGGAAAAAAUCUUGCAACUUUUUUUAUUAUAAUUAUAAUUAUUAUUAAUAUUAUCACUAAUUGUUAUACUUAUUAUCAUUACUAUAACUGUUAUUCUUUUUUUAUUAAUUUCUUAAAUAAAAGAUAAAUAAGUAAAUCUUUUGAAUAUUAAUAAGAAAAAAAUGAAUUAAAUCAAAUCAUUAUAAUCAAAAUUAAUUAAUAAAAGUUUUUUUUCUUUAACUAUUAAUCCUUUUUUUUUUAAAUAACUAAUUGUAUUGCGAUGUAAUAGCAGCUAUGAAAACAUAUAGAGUUGUUUUUUUUUCAUUUAAUUGCCAAUCUGUAAGAGGAAAUACAGUUCUAGUAAAGAAAUCCCUGAGAGAACAAGAGCAUCAAAAGAUGUGAACAAUUGGUAAUACCAAAUCAAAUAAAACUAAAUUAAAACAUAAAAAUCAUUUUAUAUAGAA